UUCCGUGGAGACAGCAGAGCCUGCGGAAGGCGGCGGCGGCGGCACCUGCGAGUGGAAGCUGGGGCAGGGCAUGGUUGCGCCCGCCGCGCUGUGAGAGCGGAGCGGCCGCCGGGUCCGCCAUGCGCCGGCGGCGCUGACAUGGGCGCCAGCGGCUCCAAAGCUCGGGGCCUCUGGCCCUUUGCCUCUACUACGGGGGGCGGCGGCCCAGACGCGGCAGGCGCUGAGCAGUCUUUGGUGCGGUCUCGAGCCCGAGCAGUGCCUCCCUUCGUAUUCACGCGCCGCGGCUCCAUGUUCUAUGAUGAGGAUGGGGAUCUGGCUCACGAAUUCUAUGAGGAGACGAUCGUCACCAAGAAUGGGCAGAAGCGAGCCAAGCUGAGGCGGGUACAUAAGAAUCUGAUUCCUCAGGGCAUCGUGAAGCUGGAUCCUCCCCGAAUCCAUGUGGAUUUCCCUGUGAUUCUCUAUGAAGUAUGAGCCUGUGGCAUGGCAGACACAAGCACCCACUGCCCCAGCAAGAAACUCCCAGGAUCAAGGUGUAGCUUCCAUUCAGGAGUCCAGGCUGGUGCCACAACCCUGAAUAAACUAAACUCCGUUGGCCCAGAA
Arvicanthis niloticus (Nile rat) is the source of this 600-nucleotide messenger RNA. RefSeq names its product tumor suppressor 2, mitochondrial calcium regulator (gene Tusc2). The record is from RefSeq and is a predicted model, not a curated record. Gene Ontology annotation, cellular component: mitochondrion. Lineage: Eukaryota; Metazoa; Chordata; Mammalia; Rodentia; Muridae. Gene Ontology annotation, biological process: inflammatory response; regulation of mitochondrial membrane potential.